GCCCGCGCCGCAGCCCCGGCUCCCUGCGUGGUGCCUCCCUGUACCUGUAAUUGGAUUGCCUCGGUUCCUGCCCUUCCCCGGGCACGGGGAGCUGCCCGGGGAGGCGGGGGCAGGCGGUGGGCGGCUCUCGGCGGCCCGGCCGCUCCGCAGCCCAUAAAGCGCGGCGGGAGCGCGGCGGGAGCGCGGCCAUGCACUGAGAGCCGCCGUGGGACCAGCCCCGCUCCGGCCGCCCCCGGGAGCCCCGCCAGGGACACACCGCCCCAGAUCAAGAUGCAGAGGUGCACCAGUUUCCUGUUGGUGUCUUUAAUCCUCUGUGCCACCCUCUCGGAAACACUCGGGCUGGUUUUCUCAGCGAAAGACAAAAGGGGCUGGACUUUGAACAGUGCUGGUUAUCUACUCGGGCCACAUGCAGUAGAUAACCACAGAUCAUUUAAUGACAAGCAUGGUUUCACUGGUAAACGUGAAAUACCACCUGAGGAGGAUAUUAAAGCAGGGAACCUUGGAAGACCCGUGGCUGACGAAAACAUUGUGCGCACAGUAAUUGAAUUUUUGACUUACUUGCAUCUGAAAGAGAUGGGAGCACUUGACAAGCUACCUACACCAGAGGAAAUGAACCAGUCUUGAAGAAUGCAUUUUUAUUUUGUUGCAGUGUAGAUUUAGACUCAAUUCUAAACAAAAGACCAAAAUGACCUGAAGUUAAGAAGUAUGGUUUGCAUUUAUCUGAUAAAUGGUAAACAGCAUUCUGCCCUCUGGUUGGUUUGUUGGAUUUUUUUUUUUUGCUUUUUUUUUUCCUUCCCUCCCUCUCCUGCAAUGUUAUCGUGUAUAAUUUUGCUUUGGUAAAAUUUUUCUGUAGGUAAAUGAGAAAAUAAAAAUAAAGAGCAACUAAGUUGUUUCAUUUCAAAA
Prinia subflava (tawny-flanked prinia) is the source of this 903-nucleotide messenger RNA. It is a transcript of the gene GAL, whose product is annotated as galanin and GMAP prepropeptide. Lineage: Eukaryota; Metazoa; Chordata; Aves; Passeriformes; Cisticolidae. The transcript is spliced from 6 exons. Gene Ontology annotation, biological process: neuropeptide signaling pathway. Gene Ontology annotation, molecular function: neuropeptide hormone activity; galanin receptor binding. The coding region runs from base 271 to 624 and encodes 117 amino acids. Gene Ontology annotation, cellular component: secretory granule; extracellular region. The record is from RefSeq and is a predicted model, not a curated record.